AUGAAGUCAGUCUCUAUUUUCAGGAAUGCACCUCCUUCGCCGAACGACUCCGUACUAACGCAUGCGAGCUACCCGCCAUCGGCUCCUUCAGUGAACACCGUACUGCACGGACGGGCGGCGCGCCCAACACGGGCCCAGUUGCUUGCAAUAGCUCGGCGUUGCGAGUGGAGUGUGUUUGCUCUGGUUCUGAGCAGCGUUACCGCGUUUUGCUCUCUGGUUCUGACCAAGUCCACGCUCGCCGGCUUCCCCAUGCUCGCCAUGGCCAUCGCCAUCACCUUCCGAGGCAUCCCCUUGGUGCGCCGCGUUGCGGAAGGCAAAGAAACUCACGGAGCGAACGUCAUGUUCAUGUGCCUGAUGUGUCUCACCGCCGCCGUCAUGACCUUCUUCCUCUGGGCCGUCAUCUUCGUCACUGUCGUCUACACCCACCCCACGCCCACACCCUACAUCUUGGCGGUACUCGUUAGCAUGCCACUCACCUCCAGCGCUUUCUUCUUCACGUAA
Messenger RNA from Gregarina niphandrodes, 501 nucleotides. RefSeq names its product putative transmembrane protein. Bases 1 to 501 code for a protein of 166 amino acids. The transcript has a single exon. Lineage: Eukaryota; Apicomplexa; Conoidasida; Eugregarinorida; Gregarinidae. The record is from RefSeq and is a predicted model, not a curated record.